Prosopis cineraria is the source of this 1101-nucleotide messenger RNA. RefSeq names its product protein trichome birefringence-like 41. Gene Ontology annotation, molecular function: O-acetyltransferase activity. Gene Ontology annotation, cellular component: Golgi apparatus. Lineage: Eukaryota; Viridiplantae; Streptophyta; Magnoliopsida; Fabales; Fabaceae. The coding region runs from base 31 to 1101 and encodes 356 amino acids. The transcript has 5 exons. The record is from RefSeq and is a predicted model, not a curated record.
AUAUAAAAUUCAGAUACACACAUUUUGGCAAUGGCUGUUCCUGUUGCUGUAAUUUUGGUGGUAAUACUAGUACCAUUUAGUGGGGUUGUGAAUGGAAAAGAAGAGCUUAAGGGGUGUGAUAUAUACAAUGGAAGAUGGGUUUAUGACUCUUCAUAUCCUCUAUACAAUUCAAGUCAGUGUUCCUUCGUAGAGAUACCAUUUGCUUGCCAGCAAAAUGGUCGUCCUGAUAAUCUUUAUGUCAAAUACAGAUGGAAACCCUAUUCAUGCAACCUGCCAAGGUUUAGUGCAACUAAGUUCUUGGAGAAGUAUAGGAAUAAGAGAAUAAUGUUUGUGGGAGACUCCAUAAGCUUGAACCAGUGGCAGUCACUCGCCUGCAUGCUUCAUUCUCGAGUUCCUCAUGCUGCUCACAUUUCAGAGCGAGUCGAAGGUGUCUCUACCUACACCUUUCUGGACCACAAUGUGUCGUUGAUACUUUCCAGAAACGCACUGCUUGUAGACAUUGCUCACAAGUCAUGGGGGAGGGUUCUGAAACUGAAUUCCAUUUCUGAAGAUGAUGCUAAACUGUGGCGAGGGAGCCAUGUCUUGGUGUUCAACUCGUGGCAUUGGUGGCUUCACCGUGGCAGGAAACAACCAUGGGAUUUCAUUACAGAUGGAGAAGAUUUACAUAAAGACAUGGAUCGUUUAGCUGCCUACGAGAUAGCCUUGUCAACAUGGGCUAAAUGGGUAAAUGAGAACAUUGAUUUUACCAAAACUGAAGUAUUCUUCCAAGGGAUUUCACCAACGCAUACGAAUGCUAAAUUAUGGGGGAACUAUGAUGGAGAGAGUUGCCGUGAAGAAACAAGGCCAAUGUUUGGUUCACCAUAUCCAAGAAAAAGGCUUCCAGCUGAAGUGAUAGUUGAGAGAGUAAUAGGCAUCAUGUCUAAGAGGGUACAUUUGCUCAAUAUAACAAGACUGUCACAGCAAAGAAAAGAUGCGCAUCCUUCUGUUUAUGGCAUACCAGAAAAGCAUCUUCAAAUUGGCAUGGAUUGCAGCCAUUGGUGUCUUCCGGGAGUUCCUGACACAUGGAAUGAGCUCUUGAUUGCUGAGCUCACAAGGAGUUAA